Oryzias melastigma (Indian medaka) is the source of this 1795-nucleotide messenger RNA. It is a transcript of the gene arr3a, whose product is annotated as arrestin 3a, retinal (X-arrestin). The transcript has 17 exons. Lineage: Eukaryota; Metazoa; Chordata; Actinopteri; Beloniformes; Adrianichthyidae. Gene Ontology annotation, biological process: visual perception; signal transduction; G protein-coupled receptor internalization. The record is from RefSeq and is a predicted model, not a curated record. Gene Ontology annotation, molecular function: G protein-coupled receptor binding. Bases 275 to 1342 code for a protein of 355 amino acids.
CAGAGGAUGAUUGGUGCAUGACCACAGAGGUGUGGUGGCUGUUUAUUUAAACUUUGUGACAUUUUUAAACCCUCGAAUGUUCUAAAAAGCUCUCCGCUAACUGGAUUAUGGCAGAGGAGGUGGCAGCCCCGCUGAACUGGUUAAGUCUGAAUGAUAGGUGGAGGAGGCUGGUAUAAAAAGGGGGAACAGGUGUUUCAGAACCAACUCUCAUCUCUGACACACCCUGCCACAGGUCCAGACAGCCCAGAGCAGAUACAACUUUAAUCUUCCAGAAAUGGCAAAGAUUUUCAAGAAGACCAGUGGAAAUGGAGGGUUGACCCUCUACCUGGGAAAGAGAGACUAUGUGGAUCACGUGACCUCUGUGGACAAAGUCGAUGGUGUCGUGAAGGUGGACACCGCAGACUUUGGUGACAGAAAAGCUUUCGUGCAGCUGGCCUGUGCCUUCCGCUACGGUAGUGACGACCUGGAUGUGAUGGGCCUGUGCUUCAGGAAGGACAUCUGGAUCCAGCAGAUCCAGAUCUACCCGGAGAGCAACAAACCAGCCCUGAGCGCCAUGCACGACACCUUACUGAAGAAAGCCGGGGACAAUGCCUACCCUUUCUCUUUCGAAAUUCCCACCAACUUGCCAUGCUCAGUUUCUCUGCAGCCUGGACCUGAUGACAAGGGAAAGGCAUGUGGCGUUGACUUUGAAGUGAAAACGUACCUUGCCAAGGAGAAGAACAACGCGGAUGAAAAGAUUGACAAGAAGGACACUGCUCGCCUUGUCAUCCGUAAAAUCCAGUUCGCCCCGUCUCAGGUCGGCGCUGGGCCCAAGGCGGACAUCUGCAAAAGCUUCAUGAUGUCUGACAAACCUGUUCACCUAGAGGCAUCGAUGGAGAAAGACCUCUACUUUCAUGGCGAAGAAAUCCCACUUAAAAUCAAAAUCAAUAACGAGAGCAAUAAAACAGUCAAGAAAAUCAAAAUCACUGUGGACCAAACUACUGACAUCGUCCUGUACUCAGCAGACAAAUACACCAAGACCGUUCUGAGCCAGGAGUUUGGGGAGACAGUAGAGGCAUCCAGCACUGCUGACAUUUCUCUGAACAUCAAGCCCGCUCUGUCUGAAAACAAGGAGAAGAGAGGUCUGGCUCUGGAUGGACGGCUGAAGGACGAGGACACAAACUUGGCCUCCACCACCAUGAUGCGGCCAGGUGUAGAAAAAGAGGUGUUGGGUAUCUUGGUUUCCUACAAGAUUAAAAUUAACCUGAUGGUGGCCGGAGGAGGACUGCUGGGGGGCCUUACUGCCAGCGAUGUAACAGUGGAACUGCCACUCAACCUCAUGCACCCAAAGCCUGCAGAGUAGAGACAACACACAUCUACCGGAUGUUGCCCUGCAGGAACAGGCACCAAAAACAAGAGCGAAGAAGAAAAGGCACAAAAGGAAAAAGGAAGAAGAAAGUCACCGGUGUCCUGAAAGAGCAAUGGACAAAAAAAAAAUACUUUUCAACAGAAAAAGACAAACUUUCCAUCCCCUUGCGUCCCUUUUGUUGCAAAGUCUUUGUAGUUAAAUGAUGUCAGUUAGCUUUAGAGACUGUUUAAGAGUUGAAUUAAAGGUUGGAAAAUCCCCCAAUGCUACGUAGAUGUUCUUGUCGUUUGAAGGAUGCAGUAAAAAACCGAAGCAUUUUCAUGAAACUAUGUAAUUUGCAUUGAUUUCAAAUGCUGUGAACAAAUGAAUCUGUUGAAUUAAACUGGAACGGUAUUUAAACUGGACUCACCACAGACCUUCAUGAACAAUAAAAUACAAUUGGAAAAUGUA